AUGACAAUCACCGAAGGUGCCUCCACAAUGGAGGACAUUGUCACAAAGCUACUUCAGGACGUCAGAGCCCUUCAUGAUUACCUUGAUACCGCAGGGCUACCACAUCCAUCCUUUGAUAAGAAUACCCCACCGGUUGUUCUUCCGUAUGACGCCCCGCUAGAGGUCCAGAAUGCUCGCGAGCAGAUCAUGGACGCCGCCCUCCGCCUCUUCCGUCUUGCUGCCGGGCCAAGCGAUCACAUAAGCCAAGCGCGGACUGCGUACGAAGACAUUGCAACCCUCCAAUGGCUCUGGCAUUUUCAAAUCUUCGACCUAGUCCCCGCCGAGGGUUCCAUUAGCUACUUCGAGCUAGCUGGCAAAGCCAACGUCGCUGUCGCCCAUGCGAAGAGCAUCAUUCGUAUGGCGAUAACCGCGGGGCUCUUCGAAGAGCCCACCCCGCAACAAGUCUCUCACUCCGCUACCUCUCUCUAUAUCCGCAACAGCGAGCCCAACCGGACAUGGGCCGUCUGGGUCUGCGACGUCUCUGUGCCAGCAGCGGCGGCGAUGGUUGCUGCUCAGACGAAAUGGCCUCGGAGCCUGAGUCGGAUACACACGUCGUACAACUUUGCGAAUGAUACCGAGCUUCCAUUCUUCGACCACCUGGCGCAACUUCCCGAGCGGAAGGCGCUUUUCCAGGGUCUCAUGAAAGCCGUUUCGUCUUUGCAAAAACACGACCUCAAGCACACCAUUGCCGGCUUUGACUGGGCUAGUCUUGGUGAGGCCACAGUCGUCGAUGUCGGCGGCUCAACCGGGCACGUCUCCAUUGCGCUUGCCCGUGAAUUCCCCUCAUUGAAAUUUAUCGUGCAAGACCUUCCCGAGGUUAUCGACAACGCACCUUCCCACCUCGCCUCCCUCCCCGACAGCACAGCCCUAGCCUCCCGAAUAACCUACCUGGCACACAGCUUCCUCACCCCACAACCAAUCCGCGGCGCUGCGGUCUACUUCCUCCGCAUGAUUCUGCACGAUUGGCCGACGGACGACGCCGUCAAUAUCCUCUCGCACCUCGUCCCAGCCCUCGAAGAGAACUCCCGGAUCAUAGUCAUGGACUCGCUGUUGCCGGAUCCGGGGUCUGUACCGCUGGCUAAGGAAAGGUUGUUCCGGGCGCAGGAUUUGACAAUGCUGCAGAAUUUCAAUGCCGGAGAGCGGGCAUUGGAGGAUUGGAGGCAGAUAUUUGCGAGGGUUGAGGGCGGGUUGGCGGUUAGGGCAAUCAGGCAGCCGGUUGGGAGUAAUAUGGCUUUUAUCGAGUUGGGCUUGGAGUAA
Aspergillus calidoustus is the source of this 1296-nucleotide messenger RNA. Lineage: Eukaryota; Fungi; Ascomycota; Eurotiomycetes; Eurotiales; Aspergillaceae. The record is from the annotation of a GenBank genome assembly.